Molecule: messenger RNA, 498 nt
Organism: Acyrthosiphon pisum (pea aphid)
Lineage: Eukaryota; Metazoa; Arthropoda; Insecta; Hemiptera; Aphididae
Product: zinc finger MYM-type protein 1-like
Exons: 1
Coding region: 1-498 (165 amino acids)
Source: RefSeq, a predicted model, not a curated record
AUGAGAGGUCACGACGAUAGUGGCCCUAUUUUUAAUUGCGAAAAAGAUAAUAAUGAUGGUAACUUUCGACCUUUGUUAAGAUAUCGAGCAUUACGUGGUGAUUUAACUCUAAAAAGUAAUUUGAUGAAUUCAUCGGGGAAAUCGGUUUACAUUAGUCCCAUAAUUCAAAAUGAAAUAAUACAAAUAUGCGGUUCUCUUAUUCAAAAAGACAUUGUGUUGAAAGUAAACCAAUCAACAUUUUUUACUUUUUUGGCGGAUGAAACUUGUGAUAUAUCUCGCAUUGAACAAAUGUCUUUGUGUGUAAGAUAUAUUGAUAAUGGUUUUAUUAGAGAAGACUUUUUAGAAUUUGUUCCUAUUUAUGAUGCUAGUGGAAAAGGAAUGGCAUAUACAAUUAUACGAGAAAUAGGAAAACUAGGACUUAAAAUGGAAAAUUUAAUCGGUCAAGGUUAUGAUGGGGCGAGUGCAAUGAGUGGCUUGUAUAAUGGUGUCCAAAAGUAG